AGGGGAAGAGAUGCAGGCACCGGAUGUGUCAUCAGAUCGUCGAAGAUCUGCUUCCUCGUCCUCAGAAAGAACAAGAAGAAGGAAUAGUGACGCGGAGAAAAGGACGAUUAGGGUUCCAGCACCAAGAAUGGGCAACACCGAGAUCCCGCCAGAGGAUGGCUACACUUGGCGAAAGUAUGGUCAAAAGGAGAUUCUUGGGUCAAAAUUCCCGAGGGGCUACUAUAGGUGUACCCAUCAAAAGCUGUACCACUGCCCUGCCAAGAAGCAAGUGCAGCGGCUCGACAACGACCCGUUCACGUUCGAGGUCAUGUACCGCGGUGACCACACAUGCCAUAUGUCCUCAACCGCACCAUCGAUUCCACCCCCGCCGCCAGCUUCGCUAGAUAUGGCCCCCAUCGCUGCCACACAGCCAAUUUCGGCAUCUGUAUCAGCCCCGCUACCCAGAUGGCUACCGGUGGACUUCGGCAUGGGCGGUGCGAGCGGGAGCAGAAACAUGGCGGUCGGAGGUAGUGGCCGCGGCAGCGAGGCGGGCCCUUCCACUAGCGGAAGUAGACGUGGUAAAGAGGCUGAGUAUCCACUGGUGGCAGAUUUGGCGGAUGCAAUGUUUAAUUCCGGCAGCAGCAGCACCAAUAGCAUGGACUUCAUCUUCCCAUCUUCCACGGAAGAUAAAAGGGAGGAAGACGAUAAAAAAGAUUGAUGACUGAUGAGCACCGAGAGGACAAGAGAAGUAGCUGUUUCGAUAAUAUUUUUCUGGGGAAAGUUUUGAAUAAUUGCUUUAAAUUGAUGAAUUGGUGAAUUGAUGAUUAGCAUUUUCCUAGCAAUUACCAUGUUGUAAUUAUUAUUCCAGGUACAUUCUUUAGAACCCAAUGUAACAGAACAUUGGUCGCUCGACUGUACCCGAAGGUGAUCGCAUUAUGCAUUUUGAUUUGUCGCCCAUGUACUGGUUUUUGACUGUCAGAGGUACCAGGCUAAAUGUUUUUGUACCUGUGUA
Molecule: messenger RNA, 991 nt
Organism: Eucalyptus grandis
Lineage: Eukaryota; Viridiplantae; Streptophyta; Magnoliopsida; Myrtales; Myrtaceae
Product: WRKY transcription factor 55-like
Exons: 3
Coding region: 11-697 (228 amino acids)
Biological process (GO): regulation of DNA-templated transcription
Molecular function (GO): DNA-binding transcription factor activity; sequence-specific DNA binding
Source: RefSeq, a predicted model, not a curated record